AUGAGUGGUGUCCCUCAAAAGUCUGCAGUGGAACAAGUGCUAUUUAAUAUCUUCAUUAAUGACAUAGAUAAUGAGAUUCAGUGCACCCUCAGCAAGUUUGAAGAUGAAACCAGGCUGAGUGGUACAGUUGGUACAGAUAACAUCCAGAGGUACCUUGGCAAGCUUGAGCAGUGGGCCUCUAUGGACUUCAUGAAGUUCAAAGAGGCCAGGACCGCUCCGGCUGCCGGCUCGCGCGCAGCACUGCCGGAUCCAGCUGAAGCAAUUGUUUUUUCCCCGUGGCUGGUGACACUACCGUAUGACUUUCUUCGCGUGAGACACUACUUGAAAUAUUUUGAUAAAAUGAGAUGCUUGCGGAAACGAUCAGCAGUGUCAUUCUUAGGAGUCCUUGUCAUUUGCUUGCUGUUUAUGAACUUGUACAUUGAAGACGGUUAUGUUUUGGAAGGGGACAAGCAAUUAAUCAGAGAAACAGCCACGCACCAGCUCAACCCAGAACGCUAUGUUCACACUUUUAAAGAUUUAUCUAAUUUCUCAGGAUCUAUAAACAUUUCCUAUCGCUACCUAGCUGGCACGCCUUUGCCAAGAAAAAGGUAUCUUACAAUUGGGCUGUCCUCUGUGAAACGGAAAAAGGGAAACUACUUGCUGGAGACCAUCAAGUCCAUAUUUGAACAGUCAAGUUAUGAGGAACUCAAAGAAAUUGCAGUGGUGGUGCAACUGGCAGAUUUUGACUCAGCCUGGUGUGAGGGGAUGGUCCAGGAUAUUUCACAGAAAUUUGCACAUCAUAUAAUUGCAGGCAGAUUAAUAGUUAUUCACGUCCCUGAGGAGUAUUAUCCUGUACUGGAUGGCCUCAAGAGAAAUUACAAUGACCCAGAGGACCGUGUGAAGUUUCGAUCUAAACAAAAUGUAGAUUAUGCUUUCCUGCUUAACUUUUGUGCUAAUCUUUCUGACUAUUAUGUUAUGCUAGAAGAUGAUGUUCGCUGCUCGAAGAAUUUUUUGACUGCUGUUAAGAAAGUAAUUACCUCUCGAGAAGGAUCCUACUGGGUGACUUUGGAAUUCUCCAAACUGGGAUACAUUGGAAAGCUUUACCAUUCCCAUGACCUCCCACGCCUGGCCCAUUUUUUGUUGAUGUUCUAUCAAGAAAUGCCUUGUGAUUGGCUGCUCAUCCACUUUCGUGGGCUGUUAGCUCAAAAGGAAGUAAUACGUUUUAAGCCAUCUCUGUUCCAGCACAUGGGAUACUACUCAUCUUAUAAAGGGGCUGAAAACAAGCUAAAGGAUGAUGAUUUUGAAGAGGAAUCAUUUGAUAUCCCUGACAACCCACCUGCAAACUUGCACACCAACAUGAAUGUAUUCGAAAACUAUGAGGCAAGCAAGGCUUACAGCAGCAUUGAUGAGUACUUCUGGGGCAAAGCUCCUUCUACGGGAGACUUCUAUGGGAUUGUAUUUGAAAAGCCCAUUAAAAUCAGUAAAAUUAAAGUUGUCACUGGAACUGAAGACCGGCAAAAUGAUAUUUUGCAGCACGGGGCCCUGGAAGUAGGAGAAAAGAUUGUAGGGAGUAAAAAAGGGAGACAAUGUACUACUUACUUGAGACUAGGGGAAUUCAAAAAUGGGAAUUUUGAAAUAACAGAUUUAGAGCACAAAGUUCUGUUUGAUAUUAACUGCAUGAGAAUACUUGUUACCAAAAGUCAAAAAGAAUGGCUGAUCAUUAGGAGUAUUAGCGUCUGGACUUCUCAAACAUCAGUUCAAUAAAUCAAAGCCACCUGAGAAGGUACAGAGUGCGUACAAUCAGCUGGUUCCCAACUGGUGCCAUUCCCCAGAAAAACUGACACCUCCAGCUCUUCACUGGAGACACAGAAAAUGUGGGGAAAUCACAAAACAAGAAAAGCAAUUUAUUUUUUACUAUUUUGGCCAGGCAAUAUACAAACACUUAUUUGUUGAAAAUUUUGAAUUUUAUAAGAAAUGCAAAGUUCUCAAACCUCUUUUGAGAUCUUGAACCCCUUUUUUAUUAUCCUUUCUCUGUAAGAGAGAUCUUCUGGACUAAACAGAACAAAACAACCUAUAAUUACCAAAAGUUGUAAGGCUGUGACCAGUAUGUUGUGAAAAGAAAUUGGAUUGCACCUGAUGCACAUAUAAAUUUAAAAUGUUAUGGUAGUAUGCGUUUGUACAAUAGUUGGUGAUGUGUUUCUUUUAAAGUCAGUUGUGACAAGGAAAUCCGUCCUGAACCUGGCAGUUUCAUUCUGAGGACUGCAAGAAAAUAGUGUGGCUAAUCAUUGCAACAUCUUUUCAAAAGGGAAUGUAUGUAAAAUUAUAAAUCUGACAUGACAACUAUGUAAAAAAUAGAUAAUUGUAUCUGCUAUUCUGUCUCAACAAAUAUCCUUUGUUCUUUUUCCUGGGUCCUUUCACUGAAAUGAGCACUACUUGGAUUCUAUAUUACUUAGGGGACCAAUUUUCUCUCCUUAUUCGAACAAAAUGCCUCACAGUAAGCAAGCAUUCUGCUUGAGUACAGAUGUCACUAUCAAAACCAAGCACCUCAAGGGCAACACUGUUCUCUUAGACAGGCAUCUUAACAGAUUUCAGCUUGAACAUUUUCUGUUCCCUCACAAUAUGCAGAACUCCCCGUGAGAAAUGUGCACAUAGCUGAAUACUGCAGCGUGCUUUCCAAGGACUGUUAUGCCUUCCACAUCUACAUAUCCAGUCACUGUAUUAUACAAACAUAAAGUGUGUCGGGUUAGUCAACUGGAGGUGAAUUUAAUCACCAGAUUUUCCUGGAUGAUCUCUAGCCAAUACAGCAGGUGCAAAACGAAGAAUCCUGAUUCAAUGAAAAAUUAAUAUAUUUCUAAAUUAGGGGGUUUUUUCCUUCUGUUUUCUAAUUCUGAUCAUGUUAGUUUUGUGGACAUCUUCCCACUGCCUCUGAUUAUUCCCUGCAAGCUUCUUUUGCCUGGUUUUAACCAAUAAGCAGAAAAGUUCCCUCAGUUCUCAUGACUUCAGUGUCAGCUCUGCGCUUUUAGUGCAUCACUCUGGGGGGCUAUAUAGCUACAUGAUUUAUACUAUAUGCAUACCUUUGGAUUAGCAGAAUCUAGAGGGGAGGGGUUCCUCUAAGAAAUUCUCCAGACUCUCUCAGAAGACACACUAAGAAAUCCAUGAGUAUCAAGUCUGACACAGAUGAACACUGUAUUGUCAAUCUCAUGAGUACUGUGGUUACCACCUAAUUGCAUGUAUGGGGUUUAGUUAAAUAUGGAAGGCAAGGAUUAAAUUUCAAGAAUGUCUGCACUGUCCAAGAGUGAACUAACUACUGUACUCAGAACAUCCAAACCUGACAUGGCUAUUUCAGAAGGGUAAAUUAUUCAAAAAUCUACACAGAACGGUGAUGCAAUUGCUUUUCCUGGUUCCUAAAUCCUGAUAAAUUCAGGUCCAGGUUUGGCAAAUACCCCAAUACAGAGGCAAGGUACAUUUUAAAUAAAUCUUCUGAUACAUGCUUCUACAUAAUUCAGAAAAGCAUCCUCUUCUCAAAGAAAGUCUUUGAUUCUUUGUUCCUUAAUACACACCUAAAUCUCUGUUCUUCAUAUACAUAUCUUCAAUAAAAUAGAUUAAAUAAAAUAGAUUUCAAACUGAAAAGGAAAAUAAUACCAUUUUUUAAAAGGAAAAAUAUGUACUAAUCUCAAAUGGUUAUACGUACUUAUGAAGGACUUGCUUUUUAACAGUGAUCUUCCAUGGCUUUCAAACAAUUACCUGAUAAUUAGUCAUUAGUCAGCCCAAUUUUUUAUGAACUGUCAUUCUUCUAUUUUUCCUUUCCUUGAUCAUUAACAAUUAGCGUGAAAUAAACACAACAAAGUUAACGAGGAACAUUACCUUUACUUUUUUUCAGAAAUAUUCAAACCAAUCUUCUAAAUUAGAAUGGAAAAUAUAUUCAAUCUCAAGAUUUAAAAUGUUCUUUUAAUCAAAAUCAUACAAAAUGUGAAUGUCUAGUAUAAAUUAAAUGUUCUCAACGUAUGCGUGAAGUAAUUUAAAUGGUAUUUUUGAAUUAGGAGCUGAACAAAAUUGCUUUCUUUUUUUAAAACAACAGUAGUAAUGAGUCUCAUCUUGUAUAUCAUGGCUUGGCAGGAGAAUUCUCAUCUGGAUGUUACCAGCCUGAGAGGGUCAAACUCAGAAAUACGGAGUGCUCUCACAGGAACCUUUCCUUGGGUGUCGAUAAAAGUAUGUGCUGGGAAUGAGAGUCAUGCACCAGUCUUUCUCUUGAAUUUGAGCUGAUUUGGAAAAAUAAUUAACAAUACAUUUAUUCCAGGAGAGGCAAGAAUGUGGUUCUGUUAGCUAGUGUUUUGAGCACUCAUCUUAGUGCAUGGGUCACAGCUGCUCCUUCACACAAUACUCAUUCACAAAACUUCACACAUCCAACUCAUUCACAUGAAAAAGGUUGCCAUAUUUUUUAGGGGAAAAAAACAAUCAAUGAUAACUGGGUUUCAGACAGAUUUCAGAAAGACGUAUUUGAAGAGAUGUUUCUUUCUUCAUGUGCUAAGAAAAUUGGUUGUUCUCUGAAAGCGAAAUAUUUAAUCAGACAUGUAUAUGUUCAAUUAACACUUCUCAAAGUUUGGAUUUUCUUUUUUUCACUGAUGUAGCGAAAGAUUAGCAGUGUCACAAAGCUCCGUUCAUUGGUGUAUACAGUUGGUUCCAUUGGUGUGUGUUUCCUGGGUUCAUUUGUGGACUGAACAUAAAUAUUGUCAUACUGAAAUGCCAAACCUGAAAAUAUUACACCGUGGUCUGCACACUGAUGGAUCUAAUCUUCACUAACAUAUGUUUAUUGUUCCUGCUGGCACAUUUUCAGAUUCCUCAUUGUAUAAUGUCCCUGGGCCUUUUUUUUUCUUUUCUUAACUAAAAGACAGUUUGUCUUCUAUCUUUCUUCACACAGUGUAAUCCCUCUGACAUAGGGAAUUCUUGGGCAGUAAAAUACUACUCACUGUGAAUUAAAAGAAGAAUGGAACCUUCAGUUUAGUGCAAAAUAAACAAACCCAGAAGACAGUGAUUUCCAGGCAAAAGAGUUUUAACAUAUUUGCUAUAUGAUAAAGAUAAUUCACAAAGGUGUUAUCUGAAUGUGUGAUAUUUAGACCAAUGUUCUAACACGAUACUCUGUUUUAGUUUCUGCUCAGUAUUAUCUCAUGUUAGGCACUAAUUUUUUUGCUUUUAUAAAGGGAAAUUCAGAAGUUGUUCACUAUCAAAUUAUUAAAAGUUAAAUAAACAGCAAACUAUAACAUCUUAGAAAAUUUCAUUUUGGAAAACUAUUAAAGGAUAAAAAAAGCAUGGUUAACCAUCUUAAAAACUGCUUUCAUUGUGAAGUGUUUCAGAAAUUCUGAUGGAAAUGAUAGUUCUUACUACUCUCAUGUUAAAUUUGCAGUUCUGUUAGAUUUCAAUAACUAUUUGUCUCUCUCUACUGACUAUGGUGGGAGACUCUGCAAGUAGUUUGGCCAGAACACUAAUUUCCGGGAUAAUUGGAGAUACAGGAGAUCUGGGGUUUUUGCAUGAUUACAUAUAAUAUGUACAAAUCUAGAUAAAAAUAUUUGAUGCAUAUAAACCUUUACAGAUAAUUUCCUGUCAGCAGCACCACUAGUCACAGCAGGGAUAUUCAGUAUCUUCUCCAUAAAUACUAUCUCUCAAUUUCAAUAAAAACAAUAUUUCCAGCUUUAAAAUAAGGAACAUGAAACCCCACCUUCAAUCUAAAGCUUUAUUUAUUACGUUAGUUUAACAAUUAAAUUAAGUACAGAGAAAGAUUAAUUACAAUAACAUUGCCGUAAUAGUAGUUGUUAAAGUGCCAUAAAAUUGAAUUGGCAUCUGGGUAGACACUAGCUUAUUUUUCAGCCACAUUUCUAGAUAUUUUUUCAACUGUCAUACUACCUACUAUAAAUUCUCAAAUAAAACUCCACUUUGUCCUGACAGUUGUAAAAAGGCUCUUAAAAUUCCACAUAUAACUUGAAAGCACUUUAAAUAGGGUUAUAUUGCUAAUUGUACCCUUUGCCAGUCCUUUCCUGGGCUUAUGUAAGAGUUUAAUGAGGAAAGCUCAACAUCAAAAGCUCAUGCUCAUUUCCUCCAUUCAGCUGGUUAAAUAGCUGCCUUCCCUCUUUCUUGCUGUCAUUAACAUUGGGUUUGCUUUUGCCAGUUCAGGAAAAUUUGCAUGGCAGUCAUGGAAAUCUCAGGCUGUGAAUUCUGUCUCAAAGAUACUUUGUUUGUACUUUAUGAAAUGUUCCCAUUUCUUAACAGACACGUACCAUUUUUAGAAAACCAGCACAAGCAGUGUUCAGUUUCUUGGGCUCUCCCUUGGUGUUAUUAGGGUGGGUUUUCUUCCUAGAUAACUGCAUCAAGCACAGACAUUUAAAAAGACAUUACCAGGAAAAAAAACAACUGCUAUGCAAAGGACUUACUUUUAAUUUUUAAAACCAGGUUCAAAGGUUUCUUUGUGAUCAGGCUUUAUCUAUGCCAUGCAAUUUAAGUAGAGGAAAUGAAAAUACCAUGAUGGCAAGAAAAGGUUAAAUAAAUAUUAUGUGUGUAUAUUUCUGUUGUAUGAUUGCACUUUAACUUAUUGUUUAAAGAUGGUUGUUUGUCAGAGUAUCGUCAUUGUAUUAACCCUUUUACAGCAAAAGGGAGUCUCUGAUGGCCCCUAGAACUGGUCUUUUUUACUGUCUCAAUAAAAAUAAUAGAUUCAGCUUUCAAAAGCAUUGCCUUGGGCAUGCACACUGAUGUUGUACACAAAGAACAAUAUUGGCUGUCUGUCCAGCCUGCUGUACUGCAGCACUGGAAUACUUAUGUCUACCAGAGUGGGGGUGGAAAUGUAACAAGGAGCAGUUACUAUCCUUGCUACAGUACCUGUAAUAUUUUUGGAAAUAAAUGUAAGAUAUAAAAAGUCCCCUUGGCUUAAUGCCCUUCUCUUUAACCAUAGUACUAUACAGUUUUCUUUUAAAUGUAGAUAUGACAUUUUCAUUUGUUUAACUUGGGCCAAAAGUGCACAUAACCCAGAGGAAAAAGCACACUUUAAAGGAAAUUUUACAAGUAGUUGUUGUAUAUUUCGCUUUCUCAAAUGUAUGUUCACUUUGUUCUGGUAACCUGGAUGUCAAGUUCUUGCUCAAACUGAUGUUUAGAGCUGCAAUUUAAAAUGUUCUGGGUUUGUGGUUUUUUUCUUAGUAUGCCAUGUACUACUAGGAGCAGAGUUCUUAAGACCUAAGUUAAACCCUUCUGCCAACAGUUGCUGCUACUGGAAGUCCCUGGCUUUGUGCUGAUGCCACUUGGGAUAUUUCAGCUCAUAUGCAACUUUACAGUCUAUUCUGAUGUCAUGUUACACUUUCACCAAUGCAUGCAGGCAUUCCCUCCCUUCCUCUUUAAUUUCAAUACCGAAUAAAUGAACUUCAUGAAUAAAUACUGCCAAACCACUUUCACCUCCAUUCAGGAAACUGGGACUGUUACUGUCAUUUAUUUCUCAGAAUUACUUCCCCACUAUAUUUAAAUGUCACAUCUGCUGAAAAGACAAUAAGCAUGCUCUAAUGAGACACCCUUUAAAGAGAGAAGUGCUAAUUCCUUUUUUUACUGUAUAACUCUAAGGGUUGACUGUGUCAAAAUUACGCGCAUACCUUUUUUACCUUUGUGAAAAUCUCAUAAAGCAAACUGGUUUUGUGAGUCACUCCUGCAAAUGGUUCCUGGCAGCAGUCUGGUUUUGCAUUUACAAAGUGAGCCAGGUUUCUCUCCUCCACAGAGCUGAAUAGCAUCUUUCAAGGAAGAAAAAAAAAGCCCGGAACAGGUCUCCUCCCUAGUGGUCAUCUGCUACCUUUCAAAGACACAAUUUCUUCCGUAUGUUUCCUCCCUUCUCUCCCUCAGAAUAGUAUAUUAAAAUCAACAUGUGGUCUCCCUUCUUCCUGAUACCUGAGCUCGUUCCCAUCUGCACACUCAUAUUUUUCUUUUGGAAAGAGGUAGUUUUAGUUUAUGCAGAAACUCUUAUAUAAAUGACACAACAUAGCCAGCAAAUUUUUUCAAAGGUCUAUUUUAUUUUUUUUUUAAGCAUUCUAAAUGCAAUAUAUUCCCUCAAAGGAGAUAAAUGGUUGCUCAAGCAUAUUUUUGUUAACUGCUCCUCACACAAAACCAAACAAAAAGACAGGUAAGGCCUUUUAGGUAAGUAAGUGUGUGCACGUGUGCGUGUGUGAACAAAAAAGUUGCAAAAAACCACAUCUAUAGCUGCCUUAUGCACCAAAGACUUUAAGCUCUCUGGCUAAGGAGAGGAACCAUUUCUUGAUCAAAGCAGUGUGUCAGAAAUAAUUUGGACAUUAACUUUUCUACUGUUAAUCACUCUUUCUUCUGAUACUAAGCCAAUUCCAUAGAAUAUAAACUCUUGGGUAAUAUCUCUUGCCAA
This is a messenger RNA of Calidris pugnax (ruff), 8374 nucleotides long. It is a transcript of the gene MGAT4C, whose product is annotated as MGAT4 family member C. The transcript is spliced from 5 exons. Gene Ontology annotation, molecular function: acetylglucosaminyltransferase activity. Gene Ontology annotation, biological process: protein N-linked glycosylation. The record is from RefSeq and is a predicted model, not a curated record. The coding region runs from base 1 to 1743 and encodes 580 amino acids. Lineage: Eukaryota; Metazoa; Chordata; Aves; Charadriiformes; Scolopacidae.